AUGAAUACAAAAGAAUAUUAUAGAAAUAAAAAUUUAAAAUUAUUAUUUUUAAAUUUUUUAGAAGCUUCAUCAUUUUCAUCUUUAUUUAUAGUUUUUUAUUUCAGUAAAAUCGAAUAUGUGACAUUAUCAAUAAUGUUAUUUUUAGGAUCAUUAUUUUUUUUUACAAGAUUAUUGGUAAUUUUAUUUCAUUUUCAUGUUGUUUGGCCAUUAUUAGUAAAUAGUAAACAUUUAGAAUAUAAUAAUUUAACAGAAAUAAAUGAUAAAUUAAAUGAAAUAAAUCUUGACUCAAAUAAAGUUCAAAUAUAUUUUAAUGGAAAAGAUUCAAAUUUUGAAAAAUAUGCAAAUAUUAGAUUAAAAAAUUUAAUUUGUAACAAAUCAACAAUAUUACCAUCAAUAGAUCAAAUUUUAAAUUAUAGUAAUAAUAGUAAUAUUAAUAAUAGUAAUAAUAAUAAUACUGAAUUUGAAAAAAAAAUAAACUAUAUAAAUAUAAAAUUCAAAUUUAAUUAUUCUUCAAAUUUAAUUCCAAAUAUUUUAGAAGAAUUUAUAAAAAAAUAUCCAAAUGAAUUAAUUUGGCCAAAUAGAGAAUUAUUUGAAAUUGAAAAAAUUGGAUUUAAUAAUAAUUAUUUAUUAUGUUGUACAAAGCCCUCAAAUUACUCUUUUAAGUUAAGAAAGGUAUUAAAUGUAAAAUCGAUUUUAUUUGGUGUUUCUUGGUUUUAUUAUUAUUUUUCAUUUUAUAGAAAUUCAAAUUUUAAUGAUAUUAUAAUAGAGAAAUCAAUUGAUUCAACUUUUCAACAAUUAUUUCUUGAUAUGGAAUAUAAUAAAAUUUUAUAUGAUAUUGGUAAACAAUUAAUUUCUGUUCAUAAUGAACAAUUUAAAACAAAACAACAAGAUGAUGAAGAAAAAAAAGAAAUAGCAAUUGUUGAUGAUUCUGUAUUAGAUAUAAAACAAAAUAUUAAAGAUUCCCUUGUAGAUAUUGUAAUUAUUGAUGAUCAAAAUUGUAAACAAAAAACAACAAUUUAUGAUUUUCCAUUAAUAGAAUCAAAUAAUCCCAUUUGUUAA
Messenger RNA from Dictyostelium discoideum AX4, 1059 nucleotides. RefSeq lists its product as hypothetical. Lineage: Eukaryota; Evosea; Eumycetozoa; Dictyosteliales; Dictyosteliaceae. The coding region runs from base 1 to 1059 and encodes 352 amino acids. The record is from RefSeq and is a predicted model, not a curated record. The transcript has 3 exons.